GCCGGCUUCUUGCGUCGUUGCCCGCGCAGUUUUUUUUCGCGUGUUGAUUAGACAUCACCAAACAACAAAUUAAAGGGCCAAAAAUAAGACAAAAUUAAAAAGUACUUGCCUUAUACCUUUAUUAUUUUAAGCACAUCUCCAACAUAAAACAUGCGCCGCGCCAAAACCUCAAAUAAGAAGGCAGAGACUGUGUCUGAGGCAACCGACCCCACUCCCAAUGGCAAUGGACUAGUGGCAGCCGAAGAAACCGAAAAGGCUGCAUCGGCACCUAUUAAAGGUGCCGCUAAGGGAAAGGCACGUCCCAAAAAGAAUGCAAAGGAGGAACCUGAACAGAAUUCUCUAGAGGAUCCGCAGCCUGUGGAAAAUAAAAAGGCGCCUGCGGCUUCGCGUGGCAAGAAGAAGCAGCCGUCGCAGGAUAGAGACGAUAUCAGUGAGCCUAAGGUAGUAAGCAAACCGAAGGGGCGUGCGAAGAAGCCGAGCGAUGAGCCGGAAGCGGCUGAAACAGAGCAACCCGCUGUUAAAGCAGCUCCGGCCAAAGGACGUAAAAGGAAGGAGCCCUCUGCAGAUGCCGGGACAUCGGCCGAGCCACCCAAACGUCGCGCAAAAAAGGAUACUGCGCCGCUAAACGAGGAUGUGCCUGUGCCGUCUUCACCCCCAGAAGAAAAACCUAAAAGAGAGCGUGUUUCCAAGCCGGUGCGGGGGACUAAGAGGCUGGCAGAAUCUGAAAUCGCUUCGGCGCUAAUGGAGGAAGACGAACCGAAUGUCGAGCCCCCUAAAACUGCGCCAAAGCGUAGCAGGAAGCAAAAGCCAGAAACUGACCUUCCCGAGGAUCCCAAAGCUGCGGUAAAAGAGGAACCGGUUACAGAGCCGCCCAAGACUGCUCCCAAGCGUGUUAGGAAGCAAAAGCAAGAAGCUACUCCACCAGAGGAUCCCAACUCAAUAGAGGAAGCUCCACCGAGUGAGGGAGUCAAGAAAAGAACUGUUAAAAAGGUAAAGGAAAAUGACGCUGACGCUGGCACUGAAACUGGUCGAAAAGGCCAAAAGAAAAACACAAAGCCUGCAGAGGAUCCUGACUUAAUUCAGGAACCUCCACCAAAGGCAGCCGCGAAGAAGAAAACUACCAAAAAAACUAAGGAGAAGGACGCUGAAGAUGAGACUGAGUCAAAAGACGAAAAAAAACCAACAAAAGCGCGGGGUAAGAAGCAAGCUACAGAGGAGGAGAAACCGGUGACCACCAAGAAACGUGGCCAAAAGGCAGCCCCUACAAAGGACGAUGCUGAAGAUGAAAUUCCUAAUGAAAACGCUGAACCAGUUCGGGGACGGAAGAAGGCAGUAGCUAAGAAGCAAAUAGAUGAUGAGGAAGUGGACGGUUCGAAAACAUCCAAAGCUUCCAAAAACGGGGGAACCGGGGCUGUUACGGAAUUGGAUAAAUCAGCGUUUACCCUUCCCAGUGACAAGACGUUCAACUUGAAAAUAUCCAGCUGGAAUGUGGCUGGUCUAAGAGCCUGGCUAAAGAAGGACGGGCUCAAGUUGCUGGACCUCGAGGAGCCGGAUAUAUUCUGUCUGCAGGAAACCAAGUGCUCGAAUGACCAGUUGCCAGAGGAAGUUACUCGGCUACCAGGCUAUCAUCCUUACUGGCUGUGCAUGCCCGGCGGAUAUGCAGGGGUGGCUAUUUAUAGCAAGAUCAUGCCCAUCAACGUUGAAUACGGUAUAAAAAAUGAAGAGUUCGACGACGUGGGUCGCAUGAUUACGGCGGAAUAUGAAAAGUUUUACCUAAUCAAUGUAUAUGUGCCGAAUUCGGGACGCAAACUAGUGAACUUGGAGGCGCGCAUGAGAUGGGAAAAACUAUUUCAAACUCACGUACAGAAGCUGGAUGCACUUAAGCCAGUUGUCAUUUGCGGCGACAUGAACGUCUCCCACAUGCCCAUCGACUUGGCAAACCCGAAAACAAACACCAGGAACGCCGGUUUCACCCAGGAAGAGCGCGACAAAAUGACAGAGCUGCUGGGUCUUGGUUUUGUGGAUACCUUUAGGCAUCUCUAUCCCGAUCGUAAAAACGCCUACACCUUUUGGACUUACAUGGCCAAUGCACGGGCUCGCAACGUAGGCUGGAGAUUAGACUAUUGCCUCGUCUCGGAAAGGUUUCUCUCCAAGGUGGUGGAGCAUGAGAUUCGAAAGCAAUGUCUGGGAAGCGACCAUUGCCCAAUCACCAUUUUCUUUAAUAUUUAAACAUAAUUUGAAUGUUUUUGCUAUCCGAUUGUAUUUAUUUUUCUACCGCAUUUAUAUUCGUAAUGUCUGUUACACUUAACAAUAUGUAUUAUGUUGUAGAUCGACCUCGAAAUUUUGGUAUUAAACCAACUCAAUAUUUCACUCAGAAACUGAUAU
Molecule: messenger RNA, 2385 nt
Organism: Drosophila bipectinata
Lineage: Eukaryota; Metazoa; Arthropoda; Insecta; Diptera; Drosophilidae
Gene: Rrp1
Product: Recombination repair protein 1
Biological process (GO): base-excision repair
Cellular component (GO): nucleus
Molecular function (GO): endonuclease activity; phosphoric diester hydrolase activity; DNA binding
Source: RefSeq, a predicted model, not a curated record